AAAUAUCGGACAGUAAAUGUCCAGUUUUUGUUUCACGUACGUAGGAACUGUUGGAGUAUAAAAGGGGACUAGAAACUGACAAAGCUUAUCCAGUCGCUUCAAUUCGAUUCAUAUGAAAAUAUCGUUUGAAACAUGAAAAUUUUCGUCAUAAUAGCUCUCUGUGUUGGUGUGGCCAUUGCUGGCAGCAUCCAUGGAGGUGGAGGUAGAGGUGGUUAUUCAGGAGGCUAUUCUUCUGGGGGUGGGGGAGGUUAUUCCUCUGGGGGUGGAGGCUAUUCCCGAGGGGGAGGAGGAGGAGGGGGAGGAGGAAGUGCCGCCCGUCGACCCCACCGAACUUACGUUUACAAUGUGGGAGGAGGAUCAUCUGAUGCUGGUUUGAGAUUUUUACCGUAUAGCGCCGGUGAAGGGCUUCGCACAGGACCUGUUGGCGGAGGUGGUGAUGGUGGUUCGACAAUUAUCAUCCGUUCCGGAGGAGGUGGUGGUGGUGGUGGAGGCGGUGGGGGCGGUUAUUCAGGAGGUGGCUACAGCGGUGGUGGACAUUCAGAGGGUGGUUCCGGCAUUGGUUUUGGCUAUUCUGGUGGUUCGUCGGGUGGAGGCAGUGGCUGGUAAAUAUUUCAAUCAGCACGUGUCGGAUACUAAAAUUUGUAUUGGUUUUUGCUAAGUUCGAUAAUAAGUAUGUUCAAUUUAAUUGACAAUGUAAAAUUGAAAUUCAGAAAUUAUGAUGUAAAUUGAAUAAAUAUUCUAUUCGACAAUUAAUA
This is a messenger RNA of Folsomia candida, 755 nucleotides long. Its product is annotated as glycine-rich cell wall structural protein 2. The record is from RefSeq and is a predicted model, not a curated record. The coding region runs from base 133 to 606 and encodes 157 amino acids. NCBI's taxonomy places the organism in Eukaryota, Metazoa, Arthropoda, Collembola, Entomobryomorpha, Isotomidae. The transcript has 6 exons.